CGAAAAACGGGGGAAAGAAAUAGGCAAAGACAGCCACGCGAUUUUUCUCAGGGCGAUCCACAAUAUCUCGUCACGGUCUGGGCCUCUGGGGCGCCAUCCACCGGCGAUCUCGGCCGCCGCCCGCCAAUGGCCGCCGCCGCAGCGGCUAAACCCUUCCCGUUCCUCGCCGCCGCCGCCGCCGCCGCCUCACGGUCCCCACUUCCCCUCUCACCCGCGGCACGGCCGGCCCCAGCCUCGUCCCGCUUCGGCGACCGUCGCGCUCCCGCGGUGGUCGCUGCCACUGCCCGCCGCCGCGGCGCCCAUGGGGUUCGAGCUCUCCGGCCCCUUCUCCUUCCCCGCGCCUCCGCUUCUCCCUCCGCGAAGACCGCGGCAGGAGGCAUGUCUGACCCGGAGCUAAGGAUGGUGCUCGAGCUCGCCACCGACGAGGAGCUGAUGGAGUUCGAGGAGAUCCUAUACGGUACCAGCUAUUUUAGCCCACUGCUAAAAUCAAUUGCAAAAAGACCCAAUUCAGAUUAUGUCGAUGCUUUGGAUGAUAUUGAGGAGAGAGAUAUUUUCAUCUCAAAAUUAGAGUCGAGGUUCCUGUAUCUUGCUGCCGAUGCCCGCUCAAUCAUAAGGGGAUCUCGACCAUCAUACAGGAAUGUCUUACUUGGAGUGAGAAGAGAACUUGGUGUUCGCUGCUCUAGUAAAUUAUGCACGGCAGACCUUGAGGCAGAAAUAUUUCUUCACCUGCUAGAUGAAUAUUCGAGCCGUCAGAAAGGCUCAGAUUUAUUUCCGUGGAAUAAACAGAAAUCUCCAAAAGACAACUCUAGCCUUGGAGUUAACAAGUGGAUGGUGCUUACUGAUUCUGCUUGGAAGAUUGGAGCAAAAGGACUAGAAAGUGCAUUCUUGAAGGGUGGUAGUGCAUUGACUCUGAAAAUGAUCUAUGAAUCGUUAGCCAAGAGACUAUCUGGAAAGCUGCUCAUGGAGGCUGGUAAAUAUGAGAUAAAGAAAGAACUUCUAAAGCAGGGUGGACGAUUAGCUGCUGUUAAUCUGGAGUCUCGAGCUGGUUUGCUUGCAGCUAGGCAGGGUUUGGCACGUGCAGCAUCUAGAUAUGUUGGUCUUAGGAGUGUCAUGACGUUUCUUGGACCAAUAAUGUGGGGGACACUCUUGGCUGACAUUGUGAUCCAAAUGCUUGGGACAGACUAUGCUAGAAUUGUGCAGGCAAUCUAUGCUUUUGCUCAGAUUCGGCUGACUAGGACAUCUUACAUAGAAUCUCAUGAAGAAUAAUCAACAGUGGGACAUUUCUGGUCUGGACUAACAGGGCAUUCUGGGCCCAUAGUGUACAUUCUGAUCAUGCAGAACAUUUUUGGUUGAGUGCUGGCGCAAUUCUCCCAAGAGGACUCGAGGACAGUAAGUUCAUACUUUCACAGAAGUUGUGCAGCUGAUGUAAAUGCAUAGAAGUUAGAUGACAGAACAAUUGAUAGAUGCUAGGUAGGAUAGAUGGUACAGAUGACACACAAAUCAUCUAUGCUUUUGAAUUCUCCAAGGUUUAAGGCUGCUGCUUAAGUGAGAGCUUGUUAUACAUUCCAGGAAAAAUUAAUUUACUGCCACUAUAGAAUGGUGUAAUUGUAUUUAAGAAAUAGCUCACAAUGACCAUUAGGGCCACCUACUCUCUAAACGCGGUAGUUGUGAAUGAAUAUACAUCCACUUCACACUUCCACGAGGGCCCGAAGUUGUA
Messenger RNA from Oryza sativa Japonica Group (Japanese rice), 1717 nucleotides. Lineage: Eukaryota; Viridiplantae; Streptophyta; Magnoliopsida; Poales; Poaceae. The record is from RefSeq and is a predicted model, not a curated record.